This is a messenger RNA of Elaeis guineensis (African oil palm), 638 nucleotides long. NCBI's taxonomy places the organism in Eukaryota, Viridiplantae, Streptophyta, Magnoliopsida, Arecales, Arecaceae. The record is from RefSeq and is a predicted model, not a curated record.
GAAACGCUAGGUUUCCAAUGUAUACUUUUUUUUUCCUUGGUCUUUAUAUCAGCAGCUGAAACCCCCACCAGUUCCUCCGCGUCUCUUUCAUACACACUCUCUCUCUCUCCUCAGCGUCUCUCUCUGAUAUCCAAUCGCGAUGGCAGGUGAGAAGAAGAUCAAGAUCGGCAUCAAUGGGUUUGGAAGGAUCGGGCGUUUGGUCGCCAGGGUCGCGCUUCAGAGCAGUGAUAUUGAGUUGGUGGCCGUCAAUGAUCCGUUUAUCAGCACUGACUACAUGGUAUUAAGCGAUAUCCUUUUUGUAAUUUUACUGAUCUACGGAUCUGAUGAUCUGAUGUGUGGAAUUUUUAUCGUAAUACGUCAAUUAUUUUGAUAGAUUGUUACUACUCUUGCCGUUUCUUGGUAUCUACUAAUCCAUCGUCACUUUGAUUAGUUGUCUAGAAAUAGUUAUAUGAUAAUUCUGUCGAUCCGCACGAUUUUAUGUAGGAGAUCGUGAUGCAUGAGCUUUAGCUCGGAUUUUUUUACGGAUCGGAUCGUGCUCGAUUUAGAUUUUAGUGUUUCACGGAGGCUUCUAAUUUAUUUAACAAAAAAAGAAGACCAAAAAAUUUUGUCGAUCGCCGCCCAAAAAAACAAAAAAAAAA